UUGCAGAAUUUAUGAAUGCCCUUUAAGAUUAAAGCCAUACCCAAUUUCGAUGUGACGAAAGAUGAACGCGAUGGAAAGGUUCGUGAUGUAUGUGACCAUGCCGUUUGGAGUCUUUCUUCGUGUAAACCAGGUCAUGGUAUUGACCAAUUGCUGAGUGAAUCUACUGAUACAUUUUGGCAAUCAGAUGGUCCACAACCACAUUGCGUUAAUGUUCAAUUUCCUCAAAAAAUGGUUCUUUCCAAAUUAUGUUUAUAUACAGACUACAAAGUUGAUGAAAGUUAUACACCUAGCAGGUUAGCCGUACGAGUUGGGAACACUAUCCACGACCUCAUUGAACUUCUGGAGGUUGAACUACAGGAACCUACUGGGUGGUCAGUAAUUCCAUUAAACUGGCCUGAUGGAUCUCCUCUAAGAACCUUUCUUUUACAGAUUGCCAUUUCAGCUAAUCAUCAGAAUGGUCGCGAUACACAUCUGCGUGCUAUCCGACUUCACAGUCCUGUGGAAUUUCGUGGCCUAGACACUUUGGCGCCUUUUGUGAGUCGCGAGGGCCGUGCUUUCAUGACUAUUCGUUAGUUUUUAUUUCUAUCGUCUAUUUGUAAUCCAGUUAUCGAUCGUCCUGUGUAUCAUAGGUUCCCAGUGCUAUCUAAUUACUUUGUUUCCUUUUCUGGUUUUUAUUCGCCGUGUUUGUUCACUGUUGUACUUUUCUAAGGUGAAUGGUUUGCUGUUUAUGCUGUUUUUUGUGUAGAUUUAACUACGUUCUCAAAAAUCAAAAGUUUGUGGCUGUUUAUCCACUGUAAAGUUUCGCCUGUUUGUUGUGAAUAAUUUUGUAUUAGUAUUUUAUGUUUCUAUUACUCCUUUCAAAAAAAUAUAUUAAUUUUUUCCUGA
Schistosoma turkestanicum is the source of this 885-nucleotide messenger RNA. The record is from the annotation of a GenBank genome assembly. NCBI's taxonomy places the organism in Eukaryota, Metazoa, Platyhelminthes, Trematoda, Strigeidida, Schistosomatidae.